AUGGCUGCUACAAGUCAGUUAGAGAGCUUAAACAGAACCUUAUUUUGUUGGAGACUUCUAGGGAUAUGGCCUGGGGAAAACCCUAGUCGCUUUUAUAGAUUCUAUACAGUUAUUUUCUUGUUUUCAACGAUGAUAAUAUAUGACACAGCACUUGCGGUAAACUUAUUUUGUACGCCGUUAAAAAUUGAGUUACUGAUUCAAGAGGUUACUUUCUUCUUCAACGUUGUAUCUAUCACGACGAAGAUUUUGAUGGUAAUUGUAUGGAGAAAAAGGAUUACCAAGCUAUUGGAAAUAUUAGACAGUGAAAUGUUUCAGGGCAAAGAUGAUGCCACUCGAAAUAUUUUAGCAGGAGAUACAAAUUCCUAUACACUAUAUAGAAAUAUACUCUUGGUGAUGGGUCAUUUUGCCUACGCCUUCAAUUCAGUUGUACCUAUUAUAGCAAACUUGGUGAUACCUUCGUAUGUGAUAAAACUCCCUACAUCCAACUAUUAUUUUUUGGGGGAAGAUACUAAAAAUGACUAUUUUGCAUUCAUAUUUGGUUACCAGGCAUUUGGAAUUUAUGGUUUGAUGAUGUCCGAUAUAUCUGUCGAUACAUUUAUAAACGGAUGUUUAUUCUUUGCAAUAAGUCAGACGAAAGUUUUGUAUUAUAAUUUGAGCAAUCUCAAACCUGAUAAAAGUCUAAAACUUUCGAGAGAGUCAAAAGAAUAUGUUCAGAUCAAGAAAUUGAAUGAGUCUUUGAGGCACUACGAAUGUAUUUUGAAAUACUGUGCAGAAUUUCAAACUAUAAUAAACGUGACUUUAUUUAUCCAAUACACGAUGGGAGCUAUGAUUAUUUGCGUAUUAUUAUGUGGGCUAUUGUUGCCAUUAACGUCGGAGGAGUAUACAUUUAUGGUAACUUAUCUAUCAGCUAUGAUAAUGCAAAUAUUUGUGCCAGGGUGGCUGGGCACCCAACUUACCUAUCAGAGUCAAGAGUUAGUGUUCGCGGCGUACAAUAGCGAUUGGAUCCCUAGAAAGGCGCCAUUCAAAAGGAGUAUCAAGAUUUUCGUAGAGCGUGCCAACACGCCCAUUGUGUUGGUCGGCUUGAAAAUGUUUCCAUUAUCUCUUGAGACGUUUACAUCUAUUAUGAAAACGGCUUAUUCCUUCAUGACGCUGGUAAGAAACAUUCAGGAUCUUGAGGAAUAG
Bicyclus anynana (squinting bush brown) is the source of this 1182-nucleotide messenger RNA. Its product is annotated as odorant receptor Or2-like. NCBI's taxonomy places the organism in Eukaryota, Metazoa, Arthropoda, Insecta, Lepidoptera, Nymphalidae. Gene Ontology annotation, cellular component: plasma membrane. The transcript is spliced from 5 exons. Bases 1 to 1182 code for a protein of 393 amino acids. The record is from RefSeq and is a predicted model, not a curated record. Gene Ontology annotation, biological process: detection of chemical stimulus involved in sensory perception of smell; sensory perception of smell. Gene Ontology annotation, molecular function: odorant binding; olfactory receptor activity.